This is a messenger RNA of Cyprinodon tularosa, 3124 nucleotides long. RefSeq names its product serine palmitoyltransferase, long chain base subunit 2b (gene sptlc2b). NCBI's taxonomy places the organism in Eukaryota, Metazoa, Chordata, Actinopteri, Cyprinodontiformes, Cyprinodontidae. The transcript has 12 exons. The record is from RefSeq and is a predicted model, not a curated record. Bases 92 to 1786 code for a protein of 564 amino acids. Gene Ontology annotation, molecular function: serine C-palmitoyltransferase activity; pyridoxal phosphate binding. Gene Ontology annotation, cellular component: serine palmitoyltransferase complex. Gene Ontology annotation, biological process: ceramide biosynthetic process; sphingosine biosynthetic process.
CCUUAUCUUAAAUUCGACUUCACGUUUUCACUCAUUACACAAGUUGAAUCCACUCACUUCGCGAAUUCUCCCCGGGGAAAAAAAAAGAAAAAUGACGGAAAGCUCAGCGACGAAGCUGUUAAACGGAGAGGCCUGUCGCCGGGCAUUAAACAGGAAAAACGCAAAUAAAAAUGGCUACGUGAAGAACCACUGUCUGUUCCAGCAGUCCCAGAAGUACCGUCGCUCCGGGGAGAAGAAGCAAAAUGCGACUCAUAAUCCCAGUUUGUAUAAGAAGCCAUUUGUGGAGUCGUUCGAGGAGACGCCCCUGCUGGUGGCUGUGCUCACCUAUAUGGGUUAUGGCAUCCUCACCAUCUUUGGCUACCUCAGAGACUUCCUCCGCCACUGGAACAUCGAAAAAUGCCACGUCGCACGUGAGAGAGAUGAGCAGAGGGAUUUCGUCCCACUCUAUCAGGACUUUGAAAAUUUCUAUACCAGGAACCUGUACAUGCGGAUCCGAGACAACUGGAACCGCCCCAUCUGCAGCGUCCCUGGCGCCAAGAUGGACCUUGUGGAGAGAGUUACCCACAACUACAACUGGACGUUUGAGCACACUGGUAACGUAGAGAAGGACGUCAUCAACAUGGGCUCAUACAACUACCUGGGCUUUGCUGAGAACACUGGUACCUGUGCUGAUGCUGCUAUUGAAACCACACAGAAGUAUGGAGUUGGAGUGGGGAGCACCCGCUGUGAGAUGGGCAACCUGGAUAUCCAUGAGGAGCUGGAAGAGUUGGUUGCCAGGUUUCUGGGGGUUGAGUCGUCCAUGGCAUUUGGGAUGGGCUUUGCCACUAACUCCAUGAACAUCCCUGCUCUCACUGGAAAGGGUUGUCUCAUCCUAAGUGACGAGCUGAACCACGCCUCACUAGUGCUGGGUGCUCGGCUGUCGGGCUCUACGAUCCGGGUCUUCAAACACAACAAUAUGCAAAGCCUUGAAAAGCUGCUCAGAGAUGCUAUUGUACACGGUCAGCCCAGAACCCACAGACCCUGGAAGAAGAUUCUUAUCGUGGUAGAGGGCAUUUACAGCAUGGAGGGGUCCAUCGUACGUCUGCCGGAGGUCAUCGCCCUGAAGAAACGCUACAAGGCCUACCUCUACCUGGAUGAGGCCCACAGUAUCGGUGCUCUUGGACCCAACGGCAAAGGAGUGGUGGACUACUUUGGCUUGGAUCCCAAGGAUGUGGACAUCAUGAUGGGAACAUUCACCAAGAGUUUUGGAGCUGCUGGUGGAUACAUUGGAGGCAAAAAGGAGCUGAUCGACUACCUGCGCUGCCAUUCUCACAGUGCUCUAUACGCCACCUCCAUGUCUCCUCCAGUUGCCCAGCAGAUCAUCACCUCAAUGAAGAUCAUAAUGGGAGAGGAUGGAACCACACUGGGUUCUGAUCGCCUCAAACAGCUCUCAGAGAACACCAACUACUUCCGCAAAAGACUCCGCGAAUUGGGUUUCAUCAUUUACGGCAACGACGACUCGCCCGUUGUGCCACUGAUGCUCUACAUGCCGGCUAAAAUCGGGGCUUUCGGCCGAGAGAUGUUGAAGAGGAACAUCGGCACAGUGGUUGUCGGCUUCCCAGCGACGCCUAUCAUUGAGUCGAGAGCUCGCUUCUGUGUUUCAGCCGCUCAUACCAGAGAAAUGCUUGACACUGCACUGGAGGCCAUUAGUGAAGUGGGCGACCUGCUGCAGCUGAAGUACUCCAGACGGGAACAACCUCUUUCCUCUCUGGGAUGGAUGUCUGAAGAGAGCCUUCUUCAGGACUGAACCAGCUCCAUCUCUCCUACCUUUAGCCUCACUGUACACCACAUCCCUUUAUAUCUGUUCGUCUGAUAACUCGUUUUCCUUGGAGCCAGUUUCGCCACUCAGCUUCUCUGUUUCCUCCUUCUAUGAGACGCUCAUGCACUGUACUCUCUGACCUAUCCAGCUUAUUCAGCCUCACCAAAAUAUUAUCCACCAUUUUGCUGCACACCGUUUCCAGAGCCUCUCUCACCUUCCUUCACGCCAUGUCUUAAUCCUACCUGCACAGUGAAGAUUUUUAUUAAUUGUGCAAUAAAAAUGUGAGAUUUCAAGAAUCCUACAGCAGAAUGAGCAGGGCUCUAUUUUGAGCACUGAUAUAACUGCAAAUUAUGUAUCACAGUCUUUGUGCUAACAGCCUUUGAUUUAGCAUCCCAAAACUCAGAGGCGUUCUUUACUAAUGUUCCCCAAGUGUAUGGAUCUGAUAGAACUAACUAUAGAAUACUGAAUAGUCUUUUAUUUUUGAUUUCCCAAACCAAAGGUUACACAUGUAUAGAUAUAUUUUUUACCAUUUCUCUUGAAAUGCAAAACAGAUGUUUCCAGAAGAAAAAAACGUGACAGAGGGGAAGAACUCCAAGGAGCAAGACUAACGUAUUUUUUUACUCGGUUAUUUUCUAUUAAUGGUCUGCAGCCUAAUUUACUGUUUACACCUGCACUCGAACAUUUGAGCCUAGUGUCUUUAUCAUUUCUAUAAGGUAAUAGGCUACGUGUGUGGUUUUCUAUUUUUAUUUUUUUUUUCUUCCGUUUCUGCUCACUAAAGUGCUUUUUAUGUGAAUGGCUGACACGAGUAUGGCGACAUGUAACUUUGAUCUGUAUGCAUGACGAUGGCGCUUCUAACUCAUCCGAUGUACAGAACAAUUUAUUUAUUUAAAGAAUAUACAUAUUCUUUUUGUUUUUGAAAGGCAGCUCUGAAACGUGCUACUGUUGAGAUUAUAUAUUUUAAUCAGUUACAUUUCUUUGCAUCUGUUCUGUACCACUGAGAGGCGUUUUUAAAGCCUAGAUGACGUCGGUAAUAGUUUCUCUUGAUAUUCAUAGAAAUAUAUACUUUAAUGUUUUUUUUAUUUAUUUUUUCCACCAAAAUUGACAUUUUAUGAUUAUCCUCUGAAACAGCAUUCCAUAAUCAUUCUUGCUGCCAGUGUAUAGUUAUAAUUUUGAUCUUUCUUUUAGUACACCGUCCUCCGUCAAGCAUUUCUGUGUUUUAUGUUGUCACUACUGAUGUCAACUUAAUGUGGUGGUUGUUGGUCAGGAAGUUGUCUAUUGUCUUGCUGUUGUGUGCGUUAAGGAUGAUAAAACUCAACAAACAUCAAA